UGAAUUGUUGUUGAAUAUAUGGGUACUCAAGAAUUUGCGUCAAAUAACCCUUUUCGAUUGAUUUCUAAGUCAUCAUCAAUUGCAGGUUCGUCUGAAGAAAGAUCUAACCCAUUUUUGGAUCGUACAGAAUACAAAAAUGUAUCUCAUAUGGUUACAACUGUUAUUUCCAAGUCGAAGUCACAACAUACAACGUCACGAACGGCUUCUCAAUGGGAACGUAAACCGUUUCAUCAUUCAAAGCAGGAUGUUAAAACAAUAAUUCCUCGUAGUGAACGUACUCAAAGUAAUUCUGAAAGUAAUGUUUUUGAUUCUCACAAAGGUACUCAUCGAAGUCAUAAAUAUUUUCCAUUUAGUAAAGAGAAAGAACAAGAAAAGGCUAUCCUGAAAGAAAAUUCCAAAGAAAAGACAAAUAAUCAUCCCCAUAAAGAAAGACGAUCACGUAUACAUGUGGAUCGUAUUGACUUGCUUGAUGUAACUGCAGUAUAUGGGUCAGGAACAUUUCAUCAUGAUGGGCCAUUUGAUGCUUGUAAUCCUUAUCGUAAUAAAAGUUCGAAAAAAGAUCCUGUACUUGCUUUUCAUGAAGACAGUAUGUCUAUGUCUUUUUCAAAAGUGGAUACUGAGAAUUCAAAAUUUUCAAUUGACAAAUAUUUUGGAAAUCGAGACGUUGAAGCGUAUAAUGAAUUUUCUCCUAGUGCCUUUUACUCUAGAAAGAAUCGUUCUUCAGAUUUAUAUCACGGUUCUACUACAUCUGGUCUUGGUUCUUCCACUUUUUUAGAGGGUACGCAUGCUAGCCAAGCUUCUAUACGACGUGUUGCGUUAUUAUCAGAUGAAGAAAAGAAUGAGAAAGAUAACAAGUCAUUUGGUUUUCAAUAACAUUGUAGUAUUCAUGAUAAUGAUUUGAACUGCAAACGUAGUUUUGCUCACCGUAUUCCUGGUUCAA
Molecule: messenger RNA, 940 nt
Organism: Pneumocystis murina B123
Lineage: Eukaryota; Fungi; Ascomycota; Pneumocystomycetes; Pneumocystales; Pneumocystaceae
Exons: 5
Coding region: 19-873 (284 amino acids)
Cellular component (GO): cytoplasm
Source: RefSeq, a predicted model, not a curated record